Molecule: messenger RNA, 7656 nt
Organism: Pelmatolapia mariae (spotted tilapia)
Lineage: Eukaryota; Metazoa; Chordata; Actinopteri; Cichliformes; Cichlidae
Gene: dpf1
Product: double PHD fingers 1
Exons: 12
Coding region: 1-1320 (439 amino acids)
Biological process (GO): positive regulation of transcription by RNA polymerase II
Cellular component (GO): MLL3/4 complex
Molecular function (GO): histone H3K4 methyltransferase activity; histone binding; transcription coactivator activity
Source: RefSeq, a predicted model, not a curated record
AUGUUGACAUGCAUAAAAACUACACUUCCCCAAAGCUGUCACAGAGCGCUCCCGCCUCCCAUUGGCUGGCCGCUCCAGCCGCAGCCCCAGAGAAUGAAUGAAAUUGAAAUAGCUGCUACAUUACAUGUACAAUACCGGGCUCUGCAGUGUUGCAUUCUAUCAUACUAUAUCAAAAUGGCCACAGCGGUACAGAACCCCCUCAAAUCGCAAUCUGGAGGUGCAGUCAUCAAGAACAGUCUUGGAGAGGAGUUUUAUAAGGAGGCCAUCGAACACUGUCGCAGCUACAAUGCCCGUCUGUGUGCAGAGCGCUCCAUGCGGCUCCCUUUCCUGGACUCCCAGACCGGGGUGGCCCAGAGCAACUGCUACAUCUGGAUGGAGAAGAACCACCGUGGACCAGGUCACGCUCCGGGCCAGUUGUACACAUACCCCGCUCGCUGCUGGCGCAAGAAGAGACGGCUAAACAUCUUGGAGGACCCGCGGCUUGUACCGAUCGAGUUCAAGAUAGACUACGAGGCAUCUUUAAAGAAGGAGGGGGGGAUCCCAGACGGUCCCGUGCUGGAGUCGCUGCUUGCUGGGGAAACCCUGGACAAGAAGGUAGAAACCAAGGAAGAAGAGCCCAUGAGCGAGUGUCAGAAGCUGCUUGUUGGGGAUUUCCCUCAUGAGCUGGAGGCAGACGACAUGGAUGAAGAUGUUCCGAAGCGCAAGAACCGUACCAAAGCACGAGCCUAUGGUGUUGGGGGCAUGAGAAAGAGACAAGAGCUGCCUGCCAUUGAAGACAGAGACAAGCCUUAUGUCUGUGACAUCUGCGGGAAGCGCUAUAAGAACCGCCCAGGGCUGAGUUACCACUACACUCACACACACCUGGCAGAUGAGGAGGGUGAAGAAGACUCAGAGCGACACACGCUACCCUUCCAACGCAAGAACAACCACAAGCCCAAGAAAGCAGCGGAUGGCUCAGUCAUUGCCAACGGCUACUGCGACUUUUGCCUCGGAGGCUCAAAGAAGACCGGCUGUCCUGAAGACCUUAUUUCCUGUGCGGACUGUGGACGCUCAGGCCACCCGUCCUGUCUGCAGUUCACAGUGAACAUGACAGCUGCGGUGAGGACUUAUCGCUGGCAGUGCAUCGAGUGCAAGUCCUGCAGCCUGUGUGGCACCUCUGAGAACGACGACCAGCUGUUGUUCUGUGACGAUUGUGACAGAGGCUAUCACAUGUACUGUCUGAGCCCUCCGAUGUCUGAGCCGCCAGAGGGGAGCUGGAGCUGUCAUCUGUGUCUAAGACAACUGAAGGAGAAGGCCUCAGCCUACAUCACCCUCACUUAAUCUGCUGAGCUGCGCCUCUUCCUCUUGGCCCUUCAUCCUCUCCCAAAACCACUUCUCCGUAACCCCCCUCACUGUGCCUCAGAGGCUACCCCCCCUCCUCUCCUCUUCUGAUCUGCUCGCCGCUACUCUCUCUACGUUCUGUCCCCGCGACCUUUGACACGACUGAGCACACAGCAACCACGGCGAUGCAUAUUCGCGAAACGUCUUUCCAGUGGCGAGCCAACCUCCGCCCCGUUUAUUUAUUUAUUUUGGUCACUCGAAUUCCCUGUUGUGCUUGACCUGAACCCCCCCCCUUCAUUCUUGCUCUGUCUCAACAGAGGAAUUCAUCAGCUGGCAAUAAGUUUGCUAGCAAGACACACACUUCAGCCUGCCAAGGGCACUUCUGAGGCAUACUACUCCACAGGAACCCUCAUAAGGGCCCUCGGAUGAGCCCUAAUGAUCUUCAGCUGCAACUCAGUCAAGUAGUGAGCGAGAAUUAAUAAGAUGGAUAGGUGUUAGGCAGAGGACAGGGCAUUGAAGACCCUGGAUAACCAUGGAGCAGUAUGUUUCGGUGUUAGUCAACUGUGAAAUAUACACCCAAUCAAAAUUUCAUUUACUCCCUCUGUCCUUUACCGUGCACGGCAGAGCUGAGACACUGAACUCUGCUCCAUUAUUUGUCUGCAGGGUUUCCUGCUCCAUGCAGUUUUUUAAAGGCAGAGUGAAUUGUACAGAAUUUCGACUGAUUCUCCAUCUACGCGCUCAUAAAACCUCACCCUCGCCGGACACGUCGGAGUCUCUGGUCAGGAACUCAGACCAUCUUUGACCUCACCCUGUCCUCUCUCGUUGCAUGGGGUUUUUCCACAAAAUUAAUGAUGCAUUUUGGGAUUGACACCGGUGGUUUUUAGUGUGCGGAUGUGAUCCUCUGAUUAAAGGAGAGAAGGAUUUUUCUCUUAAUCAACUAUCUCUGAUCAAACGAUGUAUUUAAAAAUACAAUUUAGGCUUAGCGUCCCUCACAAAUCCUUUACCUGACCUUUGUUCGCCCUUUCCCUCGAUGAAACAAUGACUGUGAAGCCAAUGCGAGACUAAAACGCUCCUGGUGCUUGGUGUGUAUUAUCUGUGUGUUAAGAAUGUAGGAUCAAUGUGUGGACAAUGCAGAUCUUUGUCUGGCCUAUGCGGAGGCCAAAAAAACGUAUUUUUUAAUGAUUCCUUUUUUUAAUUUCUUUUUCAUUCGCAUGUUGUUGUUUCAGUUGUUUUUUCAAAACUUGUAAUUGAAAUCGAAGAGAAAGCACACUUAAUUCGCAAUAAUGUGUUUGUAAUAUGAACUCUUUUGGCCAAACUGGGUGUGUGUGAGUGUGUAUGUGUGUGUGUGUGCAUGUCUGUUUGUGGGACUUUAUUUGAGAACUACAAUAAUUGUAGCCAUUUCCAAGCUAGGCAGGAUCUGUGCGAGGAUCUGAGUAGCAGAGGUCAAGUGGAUGUAAGGAAAGUCGGCAUUUUCUCGUCCAGGCAUUCUGACAGAGUGAAGACAAAAAGAAAGUGUUAAAGGAAUUGUUUCAUCAUUUCACGGUGGCUUAUAUGCCAGAGUGCAUCUUGAAGUGACUCUGGAAAGUAUGGAAGAAAUGAAUAGUAUGGCACAUAACCCACACUGAAGAUCAUAAUUUUUAUCAUUUACAACCUUUUGUUUUAUAUUACACGUUAAUCUAUAAGCAUUAGAGGUGCUGGUAGCCAAGAUGAGAGGUGAAACAUCUUCAAAAAACGUAAAGAAGUCCAGCCACCCUUGAUUCAAGGGUCUUAGACUAACAUGACCUGGUUGAGUGAAACCCUACACAGACAUACGGCCAGGAUAACUGUUUCUUACAGUGGCCCUGAGAGGUCAAAUGCACUGUAGCUAAGAAAAAUAACACCAACAAAUACUAAAAUGCUGUAAUAGCACACAAAGCAAAACUGAAGAUGAGUAAAACACAAUAGAAAUAGAAAAAUACAUCCAUCCAUUUUCUUCCACUUAUCCGGGGCCGGGUCGCGGGGGCAGCAGCCCAAGCAGAGAAGCCCAGAUCUUCCUCUCCCCAGCCACCUCCUCCAGCUUGUCCGGGGGAACACCAAGGCGUUCCCAGGCCAGCCGAGAGAUAUAGUCUCUCCAGCGUGUCCUGGGUCUGCCCCGGGGCCUCCUCCCGGUGGGACAUGCCCGGAAAACCUUACCCAGGAGGCGCCCAGGAGGCAUCCUUGUCAGAUGCCCGAACCACCUCAACUGGCUCCUUUCGAUGUGGAGGAGCAGCGGCUCUAAUCCAAGCCCCUCUCGAAUGGCUGAACUUCUCACCCUAUCUCUAAGGGAGAGGCCAGGCACCCUUUGGAGGAAGCCCAUUUCCGCCGCUUGUAUUCGUGAUCUCGUUUUUUCGGUCACUACCCACAGCUCGUGACCAUAGGUGAGGGUAGGGACGUAGAUCGUACGGUAAAUUGAGAGCUUCGCUUUUACACUCAGCUCUCUCUUCACCACAACAGACCGGUACAGCGUCCGCAUCACUGCAGCUGCUGCACCAAUCCAUCUGUCGAUCUCCCGCUCCCUUCUCCUCCUCUCUCGGGGUCUUCAUCACUCGUGAACAAGACCCCGAGAUACUUAAACUCCUCCACUUGGGGCAGGGUCUCGUCCCUGACCCGGAGUGGGCACGCCACCCUUUUUCAAAAUAUAUUUCAAUAUUUUGAAAGUGUUUUUCAAAAAAUACAACAAAGGUUAAAUAGAAUACCAAGUUAAAAGAAAAAAAAAAGAAAAAACUAAAAAAAAAACCAAGAUAUAAUGAAACGAAACACAAGUAUUUUUUGUGUGUAUCUACAGUAUUUGGUAAGUCACACAAUUAAAACAAACCUUGUGUCUUUUUCUCCUGAACGAAACUUAACACAGAUGAAUCCUUAGCUUCAUUUAAGCGUCUGUCUCUUUGUGGAGUCCUUUACAGGUUUUGGUUAACGUCUCCCCCAAAACACUGCCAUUGUGUUUUGUGUGCUUUUGAAACAUUUUUCUGUUUUCUGGUGUUUUCUUAAGUUGCAGUUUAUUUGACCUCUCAGGGCCCCCGUAGUUUCCCCAGUCUUGAGAUUAAGCUAACUGUCCCAUCCAUUGACUACAGAAAACGUUUCUACAGUCAUUGUUCCCAUCACUCUAACUUCUCUUUUAUCCGAUCAGUAAAAAUUUGUAAUAAAUAAUAGUUGCAAUCCUGAUUACAGACUACACCCCUUAAGAGGUGUUGUCUUUAUAAAACUGUAUGCCACCUUUAGCUACGCAUAAAUAGAUUUUAUGCGAGUACUUAAUUCUCUCACAGUCUUUGCCAUUAUCAGCACAAUUAUCACCACAGAAUAAUGUCAAGGGGUCAUUGAUUUUACAUUAGCGGAUAUGCUAAGCUCUGUGUUGCUAGCAUAGAGCAAUAGUCAAUCAGGUUGCUCUUUCAAGAUCAAACCUGUCUGAAAGAGAGACAGUGUCACCAAAAUAUAAAUAAAUUAAACUGUAUUGGACAUUUGUUAACAUGUAUACAUUCAAAUGACAUAUGACAGCCUCUGUGAAGCCAUCUGAUUUGUUUCUUUUUCUGUUUUUUGGGGUUGAUAAGCAAAAUAUGUUGUUGUAGAAGUUAUGCUAACACUGCUAGUCUGCGCUAAAGAAUCUGGUGUAAGUGUGGAGAAACGUGGAUUUAAAUUGUCAGCCAGCAUGCUUCUUCGUGGGCUUUCACUGAAAAGAGAUCUUUUAUUUUUCUCUUAUUGAAAUGACCCGUUAUAGUGUCCUCAACCAGUUUAACUGGGUUUCUUAAGGCAACUUACCAAGCAUUUUUAGAAGACAGGUGAAGUACGAGUGCUGAUUUAUGGGGACAUUUCUAAAUGAUUUAUUAGUGCGGAUGUGAGGUUUGAGUUUGGAGACAAUAGCUGUAAAUAUGGGGAUUGAAUUAAGGGCAACAAAUUGCCAUUUUACACAGUGUUUCAUAUUUUUGUGUACAGGUAAGAGUAUGAACGGCUCAGACUCGGCCGGCUUCGGCUUGAAUGAACGUCUCAUUUUAAUGCUGCAUCAUGUCUCUGAAAGGAAAUUCACAGGAUCAGAUGGCUCGCUAGAAUGUAUCUGAACUGUACUCGUGUUUGCCAUCUGAUGCAGACGGGCAGUAGGUGCAAAUACUGUACCACCCCCUCAAUUCAAUUCAACUUUGCAUGAAUGACUCAUAUUUUGAUAAAGUCGGUAAUGCAUUUUUAAAUAACGACGACAAAAACCUUUAACUUAUGUUCAGUUCCUGUUUGUUUGCUUGUUUGGUUCUGUACCUUAAAAAAAAAAAAUUACAUUUUGCACAGCGUGGCUACAUUUGCUCUCCAAGUGCGUUUAUGCCUCUGUGUGUGAGUGCGUGUUUAUAUAUAUGUGUGUACGUGUGUGUAUGAGUGUAUGCGUAUAUCCACAGAAGGUCAGUGAAGAAAAAAAAAGAAAGAAGCAAAUCGAACCAAAAUAGUGUGUUAUUUCUUAUUCUGCAGACAUUUUCUUCUCAGUGGAACCAGUUGCAUGGCACAACACUGCUUGAGGAUUGUAAUGUUGAGUACAGAUUACAACUAAAGUGCACUGGAGUGUACACAUUUCACGCAAGGCACUCGGAUUAUACUGUAUGACUUUAGGGUGUGUUAAAUUAGUGUUACAUUUGCCGACAAAACCACUAGCAACCAAUAAAAAGAAACGUUUAUUUCCAUUUACAAAUCAGAGCUAACACCUAGACUUGAAGCAUGUCUGUGUGGAAAUAGUUUGAUGAUGAAGUGGAAAUGUUUAAUGGUGAUUGUUAGAUUAAAUAUAAUGGAAAUGUUUGGGAUUUGGAUGAUAAUGAUGAUGUCAUUGUGACUGAAAAGCCUUUAUAUUUGGAGCUUUCCUGGCACUUAAAAGGAGAAGCAUGGUGGAGUCAAACUAACUUUGAUUGUACUAUCUGGGGAGGGCGGGGAAGCCAUGUUGGGUCUUUGGAAAGUUUAAUGAAACUUGAGCCUUCUCUCUGUACAAAUGGAUGAAGCAAAGCGAUGGUGGUGGUAAGGGUGGGGAUGUGGGGUCCAACAAAGCCACACCAGGAACCUCCAGGUCUCAAGUUGAUGCCAUUACCCCCAUCUCCCCCUUCCACCAUCAUUUCAGGCUGUUGGGGUGGCUCAGUCAGAGGGUUGAGCCUUUGGGCCACUCUAGGCCUCUGUUGUAAAUUGUUGUUCUGUGAUCUUGCUUGCACUUUUUUUGUUGUUUUAUUUGUUUUUGUUUUUCUUUUCCCAAAAAUAAGAAACUAAUUGUAAGUAUGUAUGCGUGUGAGUGCGGGUGCACUUUUCGUUUUCAAUCUUUGCAUUUUUUGUUUUCCAAUGUGACUGUCUGUUGUAAACAACACUGGAUAAAGACGAGUUUUUAAUUUGUAUUUUUUACCUCGAGAGGAAGAUGCAAUCUUCUUGGACAUUUUUUUUAACCGCCCUCCUCUUUUCCUCCCUCUCUUUCUCCUCCUCCUCUUCCGUCUGGUACCUGGGAAUGCUUUGAAAUGUGGACCGUGACCGCAUUGCUGUCAUCACUGCUGUCAGUCAUUCUCUGUGAAUUCAUUCGGCUUUCUCAAUUUACCCAGUUUUUUCUCUCUUCCCUCGACUCAUUUUUUUCCAUUAAAAAGAUGAGAUUGAAAAAUGAGCUGUACCUUUUGUGUGUGCCGUGUGUGUGUUUGCAUUAUUUGCUCCAGUUUCUGUGGUGUAAAUCGCUGAAUAUUUGUGUGUUCUUGGACAGUAGUCAGUCUGUCUGUCUGCUCGUCUGUAUUGCUGCCAACUAGGGCAGCUUACAAGUCUGUCUUUUUUUUUUUCCUUAGGUGGGGAUGACUAGUCCACGGACUUCUUCUCUCACAUGCACAUACUUAUGGGCUUGAAGCUAAGGCCAACAUCGACCAUUUUUUCUCCCGCUUGUAUUUCUUCCUUUCCUUUUUCAGUCUUCAGAGGAGAAUGUAAUUGCAUAGUUUCAGCUAGAAAACACGUGUCUCUUUUUUAAAAAAUUUAAGGUGUCUUUUCAUGUGUUUCAAAAAGGGGUAAAAAUGCCUUUGAAGUGAUAAAAAGAAAUUAAGGGAUGCCAUUGUUUGGAAUGAAUAGCGUAUCCUGGAAAACCUGGGAAUGGGGACAAAGGAGCCCCGUUGUCCACAAUUGUUUUCCAGCAACACUGCAGAAGAAAAUACACUUUGCUAUUCAGGGCAGGUACAGUUUUGCUAUUUGUGAUGUAUUCCUGGAGAUGAGACAUUCAUCAUAGCUGCAGUGUUGGCCAGACCUGGCUGAGCAACAGCAGCAGGGUGAAGUCAAGCCGAUCAACAGUUCCAUUUUUUGCUUCCUACCAGAACACUGAAAACCAAAAAACUGGUGCAUACUCGA